This is a messenger RNA of Fusarium oxysporum Fo47, 336 nucleotides long. RefSeq lists its product as uncharacterized. NCBI's taxonomy places the organism in Eukaryota, Fungi, Ascomycota, Sordariomycetes, Hypocreales, Nectriaceae. The transcript has a single exon. Bases 1 to 336 code for a protein of 111 amino acids. The record is from RefSeq and is a predicted model, not a curated record.
AUGGAGAUGCUCAUUGGAGGUAUCGGAAUAAGUCAGCAAAUAACCUCACCAACUUAUAAGCGAGGAAACCACAACUUGUUUCUGCACCAGGGCAGCGUUGGUCUCGCUAUUGCUACUGUCAUCACUCGAAUGUUUCUCUCCAGAACACGGAAAGGACCCGAAGAAAAAAAGGCUCAGGACUAUGCUAUCGACUAUUAUUACGCCUUAGCUUUUGGCCAUGUUGGGGCGAUUCCAUUUGCAUGGGGACCUGGAGCAAUGCAGGUUAGAAAGGGUCCGGCCCGGCAGCGGGGAAGCUGGGCCUCCACUGUUAAGUUGAUGCAGCUGUUUGCUAGGUGA